Messenger RNA from Penicillium maclennaniae, 333 nucleotides. RefSeq names its product putative Yippee zinc-binding protein Moh1. NCBI's taxonomy places the organism in Eukaryota, Fungi, Ascomycota, Eurotiomycetes, Eurotiales, Aspergillaceae. Gene Ontology annotation, cellular component: ubiquitin ligase complex. The transcript is spliced from 2 exons. The coding region runs from base 1 to 333 and encodes 110 amino acids. The record is from RefSeq and is a predicted model, not a curated record.
AUGGGUCUCUCGUACAACGUCUAUCUGACCUCCAACAAGAUCUUCGGAUGCAAAACAUGCAAAACACACCUUGCAGAUUACAAUGACAUUAUAAGUCGGAAUUUCCGCGGCCAGCACGGCAAAGCCUACCUCUUCAAUAACGUCGUGAACAUCACGCAAUCUGAUCCAGUCGAACGUAACAUGACCACGGGAAGACACAUAGUGUGCGACAUCAACUGCCGACAGUGCAAAGAAACAGUAGGAUGGAAGUACGACAAGGCAUACGAGAGCAGCGAGAAAUACAAGGAGGGCAAGUUCAUUUUGGAAGAGGAACUGCUGUGUAUUGUGUGUUAA